AUGGUACAUGAGCAAAAAAUUGGCUCGAGUCAUGAUGUUACUGUUGGCACUUCAAAAGAUCAAAUGGAACAACGAGAGAGACAAAAUAAUCCUUCGUUGAGACCGAUCGAACAAAUUCCUAAAACAAAGGAAAUGCCAACAACAACAAAGAAACCAAGUUGGCAAAUCGUUCGAGAUAUUUCAAUGAAUAUUUUAUCUAGACAGGCAACAAAAUUAAGUAGUAAACCAGGUGUUAAGUCUGAUUUAAUUAGUUCACGACCUAUUAUAAGGCAACAUUCAAUAUAUGGAGCAUCAACAAUUUCAAAAUCUCGACAUCCAUUUCAAACACCUCUAAUGCCAACAGAUAAAGAAGCAACUCGCGUCGCUAUUGCUUAUGAAUUGUUCUGUUCUUUUUGUGACGGUCCUUGUAUUGGUAGCUAUCUUCGUUGUCGCGUUUGUAUUAAAGCAUAUCAUUCUCAAUGUCUUUUUGAACGUGGUUAUAUUAACGAUCCAACAUUUAAACUACCACGUUUAGCAAAACAGGAUUGGAGUUGUCCAGAAUGUAGAGAUCUUACUCGAUUACUCAAUGACGAUGAACUUCAUCAUUUAAUGCAGGCAUUCGAACUAAUCGAUACAAAUCAAGAUGGUUAUAUUACUUUUGAAGAAUUUCUUUCACUACAAUUAAAUACAACAAUAUCAGCUGAUUUUCAUGCGUUUAUCCAAAAUAAUGUUGCUUUAGCAAAAAUAUAUUUCAGUUUAAUGGAUUCAACACAACAAGGUGUUAUUGCUUGGUCAGAUUUUGCUCUUCUUUAUAGUUGUAAAAUAAUUGCUGCUAAAGAUAAAAUUGAAUUAACGGCAAAAUUGACGAAAAAAGAAGUGGUUUUCGCAAAAACUCUGUUUUUAAAAGAUCCACGAAAAACAUUUGACAAUAAAUUGAAUAUAAUAAUAACAAGAAAACAUUUCAAGCAAAUUCAUCAUGAUCUUAUUGUACUACUCAAAAAUAAAUAUGGCAACGAUUUUAUCCGUACAGUUUUAGGAGACGACAAUGAUGAAGAAGAAAUAUCUCAAAACCUUUCUCUGAUGAACUGGAGUGAAUUUCUUCGCGAAAUUUCUCUUCUUAUUUUAUUGAAUCGUUCGAAUGGUGGCCAUGCACAUCAGCAAGCACGUGCAACAAUUCCUGCUCAUCUUUCCAAUUUAUUAUUUUUUUCAGGCUCAAAACUGUCUACUAACGAAGAAGAUUCACUAAGUAGAGUAACAUUUUCGCGGAUAGAGACGCCAAGUGCAUCAAUGUUCUUACCGGAUAUAUCAUUUGAUGACUCAUUUCGUAAACAUGCCAAAAUAUUAGAAAAGUUAAAUAAACGAGAUCAACAACCAAUAUCAAAACGAAAACAAAUAGGGUCAUCGAUAUAUUAUACAAUCAUUGAAGACAUUGAGAAAAAAGAAAAUAUAAAUUUACCUAAAUUGAAACCUGAUGCUCGAGAUGAUCGACGAGCAAUUACUGAUCCGUGGACAUCAGUGAAAGAAAUACAACAAUUAAGAAAUAUGCCAAUACUUGUGAAAAAGACUAGCGUUAAUAUUAUUAAAAUUUAA
Rotaria socialis is the source of this 1569-nucleotide messenger RNA. The record is from the annotation of a GenBank genome assembly. Lineage: Eukaryota; Metazoa; Rotifera; Eurotatoria; Philodinida; Philodinidae.